This is a messenger RNA of Nerophis lumbriciformis (worm pipefish), 3870 nucleotides long. NCBI's taxonomy places the organism in Eukaryota, Metazoa, Chordata, Actinopteri, Syngnathiformes, Syngnathidae. The record is from RefSeq and is a predicted model, not a curated record.
AUGAAGGACAUGGAUGGCCCUCAAUCUAGUGGUCUGCGCAAGAAGAAAAAGUCCAGGUCAGAGAGAAAUCGGGAAAGGAGAUCAAAUGGGAUAAGCAACAAUCAUGUUAAGGGCUCUGUCUUUCACUUCUCAUCUGACUCGGAGCGGGAAAGCAACAAGGAGCCCUCCUCAUCCCGUCCGAGACCCCCACGCAGAAAACGGAAGGAGUCUACUUCUGCCGAGGAAGACAUCAUUGAUGGCUUUUCUAUCACGGGGUUUGUGACCUUGGAGGCUUUGGAGGAAAACCUGACCCUGAGGCCCCGAGGGCAUAGAGUGAACCUGGCUGCGCCCCUGUGCAAGAAAAAGUCAGCCGGUGUCCCCAAUGGCCUAAGCCUGGAGCCCUUUAAAAACAACUAUCACCAUCACCAGCCGUCAGAUCAGGAGAACAAUCCCCGUUUGGCACACGCACAAAGCAAAAAGAAGAAACACCUGAACAAGAAACGCGCAACGCAGCUGAAGCCUGGACAGAAGAAGCGGAAAGACAGUGACAGUGAGAGCCUGAGCGGCGAACCCAAGCCUUCCAUGAGGUGCAGCUCCAGAGACCGACUUACAGAUUGUGAUACGGAGACUGACCAGGAUGACAAGGUUUCCGAUGCCAGCUCAGAGCAAUUUUUCAGCACAGCCGCACUUAAAGUUCCAGAUUUUGGCAUCAAUGCGCUCUCCACCAAUGGCAGCCAGGUGCCUCACGGCCCAGGCCUCCUCAAGGUGUCAGGCCUAGAGCGCAGUCAAGAGAGAAGCCAGGAGAGCUGCAGGGAUUCCCAGCCUCCUUUGUCGAGCACCCCUAGGCAGCCUCUGCCAACCCAAUCCCUACCCCCACCUCAGCCCCAGGCCCAGAUCCAUCCUUUCCUCCCCAAGUCUUCGUCCGGACAAAAGACCCAGGCAAUCAGCUCAAGUCCAGCUGUUGCCUCAAGUCAUCCGCUCCCACCUUCGGAGGCUGUGCUCAGGCCUCAGACUCCCGCAGCCGUGCCUCUUACCCAGGGCCGAAAGCACUCGCCAACACCUCCUGCCCGGCCCCAGCACCAAACAGAACUGCUCUCUCAACCUCGGUCGCUGCAUACACCUGGGAGUCAUCCUACACCUUUCACCAACCACAAUCAUCAGCAGCACCCCAGCCAGGCAGGGCCUCAACGCCCCCCCUCACGGUGUAACCCCCGAUCCGUUUCUACCUACAACGGCCUCAACCUCAACGGCUACAGCAGCAGCAGGAGUAGCACUCCUGGGAGCAAGCCCCAAGGGCCUCCUGCUCCGUCCUCGCACCCCCCCUACCACCCACCUCCUCCCGUUCAAGGCGCCACCGUUUCAACCUUCCCCCUGCCUCUUUCAGCUAACCACAGCACCCCCCACAGCUUCCCCCCUGCAUUGCAGUCCUCACCGCACCCUCAUCACCCCAAUAUGUUCGCUCCUCCAGCGGCUUUGCCUCCACCGCCACCGCUGACGUCUAGCACACUGCCAGUACCGGGACAUCCUGCUGCUGGGAGUGCCUACUCGGAGCAAGAUCUUCUACGUCAGGAGCUCAACACUCGUUUCUUGGCCUCCCAGAGCGCUGACCGCGGCGCCUCGCUGGGCCCCCCGCCCUACCUGCGCACCGAGUUCCACCAGCACCAACAUCAGCACCAGCAUCAGCACCAACACACCCACCAGCACACGCACCAGCACACCUUCACGCCAUUCCCCCACGCCAUAAUGCCCACCCCAGCACCAUCCAUGGUGCGUACCCCUGCCAGAAAUUUUGACAAAUACCCAACAAAAGUUGACCCCUUCUACAGACACAGUCUCUUUCACUCUUAUCCACCGGCGAUGUCGGGGCUUCCCCCUGUCAUCCCUCCAACUGGGCCCUUUAGCUCACUGCAGGGUGCAUUUCAGCCCAAGACCUCAAAUCCUCUGGAUGUGUCCACGAGACCUGGGGCUGUCCCACAUACUUUCUUACAGAAGGACCCAAGGCUAGCGGAUCCGUUUCGGCCCAUUCUCAGGAAGCCAGGAAAGUGGUGUGCCAUGCACGUCCAUACUGCCUGGCAGAUAUACCAUCAUCAACAAAAAGUCAAGCAGCAGAUGCAGGUCGACCCUCACAAGUUAGAUUUUGGCCUCAAGCCUGAGUUCCUGAGUCGACCUCCGGGCCCGAGUCUCUUCGGUGCUAUCCAUCACCCCAGUGACCUGGCACGUCCCGCCACACUCUUCUCUGCUGCAGGUCCAACACACCCAUCAGCAGGUCCCUUCAGCCAUCCACCCCACCACCCUGGAAACUUCCUGACCCCAGCACCUCACUUAGAACCUUUCAGUAGGCCACCCUCUUUCGGUGGGCUGGGAGCUCUCAGUUCAUCAGCAUUCGGUGGCCUGGGGAAUCCAGCACUAAAAUCCCUGACAGCGGCUAACUCCAUGUUCGGCCAUAAAGAUGGCCCCAACUCACAGCAGCACUUUGGCGCCGGUGCCAACAGCAACCACCAGGAGCCCUGGAACCGCCUGCACCGCACUCCACCUUCCUUCCCUACACCUCCGCCUUGGCUGAAACCUGGAGAUUCGGAGAGAAGCGCCUCGGUCAGCUCACACGAGAGAGACAGGGACUCUGACAAACGGGACUCCAUUAGCAGUAAAGAUGACAAAGACAGGGAUUCCGUGGAGAAACGUCACUCGAGCCACCCCUCUCCAGUCCCAGUGAACCCCAUUAGUCUUCUUGGUCACAGUCGUCCUCCUGAGCACCAUAGGAACCAUGUGCCUCCGUCCUCUGGAGAUCCUCUGAGAGACAAAGAGAACAAGUCCAAAGACAGAGAAAGAGAGCACCCCGAUUCUUGGAAAGAAAGCAGCACAGACGACCACAAGCUCAAAGACAACCAGCAAAGCGAUAAGGAUGUGUCCGCUAUCCACGAUGGGAGGGUAUCUGAGGACAAAGUGUCUAACAGAGGCACAGCCUCGCCUUACAUCCGACAGACUAGCCUCGAGCGCCCCAACGGUGGCCUGAGCAGGGAGCUUGUCGAGAAGAAGGGAGAGCUGCCAUUUGAGCACAAGAAGAACAGUGAGGUGAAAGUGAAAGAAGAGCGAAAGGAGGACCAAGAUGCAGCGGCGGAGAAAACAAGCGAGCACCCGUUGGUGUCCUCCGUGCCAAACCUCCACCCUCCCACCUCAAUGCCUAUGCCAAUGGGCAUGACAGGAGUUCAUCCGAUCAACAACAUAAGCAGUCUGGAGAGAACUCGAGUGGUGGCGCCCUUUAUGGGUAUCAGCCCAAUCCCUGGCGCUGAACGUUUCCCAUACCCCGCCUUCCAUUGGGACCCAAUGAGGGAUCCUUACAGAGGAUUGGACAUUCACAGACGGGACCCUCUAGCUAGGGAUCUGUUGCUCAGGAAUGAUCCUCUUCACCGGCUGACGGCGCCACGCCUUUACGAGGCUGAGCGAUCCUACCGGGAGCGCGAACCUCACGACUUUAAUCGCGACCACUUGCAUCCUCUCGCCUUGGAGCAGAGGAGGGAGCACGAGCGCGCGCAGCUGGAGGAACGCGAACGGCUACUCAGAGAGGAUUACGAGCACGGUCGCAUUCACCCCGCCAUGCACCAUCCGGCCCUUGACGGACAUCUUCCCCACCACGCUCAGGGGCUCAUGGCCCCGGGACUACCAGGCAUGCACUACUCAAGGGUCAGUCCCUCUGCGGCGGCGGCUGCCGCUGCGGCGGCUGCUGCCCACCAGAACAGUAUUCUGAAUAAAACUCCGCCCACCGCUUCUCUUAGCGCCCCGCCCCCACUCAUCCCCACACUGGGCGCCAGGCCUGCCUCGCCCAGACGGACCGCCCCCCUGGCCACUGAUAUAAGAGACAGACCUCCUCACAAGGACAUCGAGGCACGGUGA